Messenger RNA from Guyanagaster necrorhizus, 1550 nucleotides. RefSeq names its product CBD9-like protein. The transcript has 7 exons. The record is from RefSeq and is a predicted model, not a curated record. Lineage: Eukaryota; Fungi; Basidiomycota; Agaricomycetes; Agaricales; Physalacriaceae. The coding region runs from base 181 to 1473 and encodes 430 amino acids.
CUCACACUCUGCGACGGUGGGAACGACAUGCCGGUGUGCGAGAGUGUUCCCAGUCCCCUCCUGGGAUUUUACCUCCGGCUGCGCAUGUCUGGUAAGAUGAUCGCAUCUCUAGGCGCUAUAAAUCACAAUGCCUCUCUUGAUGGAUGAUUCCUAGCGUCGUGUCACCUUUUCAUCCCCAGCAUGAACCGCCCUAUUUUCUUGAUUUUUGUGUCGAUUUGCCUGUGGCUGACAUUUUUGCAUCGGGUUUCCGCACUUCACGGUGAUUCUGCUUGUGGCAAAUUCCUUUGUGUGAAUGCCACAGUGCUCUCUGACACAGUCAGAUAUGAACUGACGGCAUUAAAACAACCCUUAGGCUGGGCGGGACUCGGUUUUGGCCGCCGAAUGGCGGAGACUCAUAUGGUUAUAUUGUGGCCUAACGGUGAUGGUUCUGUAACACUUUCGCAACGAUAUGCGGUCGGACAUAGUGAACCUCGUGUAGUAUCAAAUCCGCCACGACUUGCGACGCUUCAGGCCCCAACUGACUCCGCAUGGCAUAUCGUUGAUUCAACUACAUUCGCCUUCGAAAUUGAGAGAGGAACGGGUCCGUAUUCCGGAAAAGACGAUGCAAUGGAGCACUUUAUCUGGGCAUACUCGCAAACGAAUCCUGAAUCUUCUGACCCCGAAGCUGAUAUCACUUUCCACUAUGCCGCUGGCUUCUUGACGCUCGAUCUAAUGAGGGAGCUGGCAAAGACGGAGUCUCCAAGCCCACCUUCAGAGUUGGAUAGCUCAAACGGCGAUUCCACAAGCAUCUCACCGAGUCACGAAAGAGUUGUGAUUGCUCACGGUGCAUUGGUAUCCCUUGGCUUCCUCUUUCUCCUACCCAUGGGCUCUCUCGUUGCCCGCUGGAGUAGGACCUUCACGCCGAAUUGGUUUAAGGUCCAUUAUGCUGUGAAUUUUUGGCUCGGCCUGCCAGUCAUACUCGUUGGUUGGAUACUUGGUCCUGUCGCUGUCUCCGACACGCAGGCUACUCAUUUUCUGGAUUCACAUCAGAUCUGCGGUGCAUUGUUGCUGUUCCUCUACUUAUUGCAGGUAGCUUUGGGACGCUACAUCCAUAACCGCAAAGGACUAUCCGCUCUGAGACAUCCCCCCACUAAUUUUUUACAUGCAACCCUAGGAUUGACGUUAUUGUGCCUGGCUUUUUUUCAGGUACGAAGCGGGUUUCACGAAUGGAAGACUGUAAGUGGAAGAACCUCCGUACCAACGUGGGUCCAUACUCUGUGGUCGUUCUGGGCUUUGGCUGUACUCAUAGCUUAUUUGCUGGGCCUCGCGUUACUUAAGCGCCAAUUUCAGCAAGAAAAACUGGGAAUCAUUACCAACCAAUACGUAGCGUUGAAUGACGAAGUUCGCUUGUCACCGGAUCCUUCUGUCGAUCAUCGCCUAGACGCAUACGAAGAAAAUUCAUUAAAGGAUUUUGAGAGCACACCGUUCUUGUAAAGUAAUAUCACAUUUUAUGUACAAACACUUAUACGGUGAUACAAAUAAAUAUAUAAAGGAUGAGAAAACGUAGUAAA